AUGGCCGAGGCUAAGAGUGCCCCCGUUAACCCGAUGAAGGAGCUUCGCAUCGAGAAGCUCGUCAUCAACAUCUCGGUCGGAGAGUCUGGUGACCGUCUUACUCGUGCCGCCAAGGUGCUCGAGCAGCUCACUGGUCAGACCCCCGUGACCUCGAAGGCCCGCUACACCGUCCGUUCGUUCUCGAUCCGUCGUAACGAGAAGAUCGCCGUCCACGUCACCAUCCGUGGCCCCAAGGCCGAGGAGGUCCUUGAGCGCGCCCUCAAGGUCAAGGAGUACGAGCUCCGCCGCCGCAACUUCUCCGAGACUGGCAACUUCGGCUUCGGUAUCGACGAGCACAUUGACCUCGGUAUCAAGUACGACCCCGGAAUCGGUAUCUUCGGCAUGGACUUCUUCGUCGUCAUGGGCCGCCCUGGUCUCCGUGUCACCCGCCGCAAGCAGAAGGUCGGACGCGUCGGUGCCGGCCACAAGGUCCGCCCCGAGCAGACCGUCGCCUGGUUCAAGCAGCGUUUCGACGGCAUUGUUUCCCGUUAA
Messenger RNA from Vanrija pseudolonga, 531 nucleotides. RefSeq names its product 60S ribosomal protein L11-B (gene RPL11B). Gene Ontology annotation, biological process: translation. Gene Ontology annotation, molecular function: RNA binding; structural constituent of ribosome. The coding region runs from base 1 to 531 and encodes 176 amino acids. The transcript is spliced from 3 exons. NCBI's taxonomy places the organism in Eukaryota, Fungi, Basidiomycota, Tremellomycetes, Trichosporonales, Trichosporonaceae. The record is from RefSeq and is a predicted model, not a curated record. Gene Ontology annotation, cellular component: cytosolic large ribosomal subunit; ribosome.